Messenger RNA from Salvia miltiorrhiza (redroot sage), 778 nucleotides. Its product is annotated as coatomer subunit beta'-2-like. Gene Ontology annotation, cellular component: membrane coat. Gene Ontology annotation, molecular function: structural molecule activity. The transcript is spliced from 5 exons. NCBI's taxonomy places the organism in Eukaryota, Viridiplantae, Streptophyta, Magnoliopsida, Lamiales, Lamiaceae. The record is from RefSeq and is a predicted model, not a curated record. Gene Ontology annotation, biological process: intracellular protein transport; vesicle-mediated transport. The coding region runs from base 239 to 643 and encodes 134 amino acids.
GCUGCGCCGGGAUACGCCGUCGACAUCUUGUUCGCCGCUUUCAGUCGCCAUUGUGCCUUCUACCGAAACCCUAUGCAUCGAUUUUGGUCAUCGUGCGGCUCUGCCACCAGAUUUCCCAAAUUACAAAGCCCUUCUACGACUUGAAAACACAUUGAAUUAUGGCCUUGAAAGAGUUUGGGCAGUUGGCUACAUUAAAGGUUCAAGAAGGGUCGUAAUCGGUUAUGAUGAAGGCACGAUCAUGGUAAAGCUUGGCCGUGAGGUACCUGUUGCUAGUAUGGACAAUGGAGGGAAAAUAAUUUGGGCCAAGCAUAAUGAAAUUCAGACUGUCAACAUCAAGAGUGUUGGGGCAGAUUAUGAGGUUGCUGAUGGAGAGAGAUUACCUUUGGCAGUUAAGGAACUGGGAAAUUGCGAUCUUUAUCAACAGAGCUUAAAGCAUAAUCCCAAUGGUAGGUUUGUUGUUGUAUGUGGAGAUGGUGAAUACAUAAUAUACACAGCUUUGGCAUGGAGAAACAGAUCAUUUGGCUCGGCAUUGGAAUUUGUUUGGUCAACCGAAGGAGAAUAUGCUGUUAGAGAAAGCACAUCAAAGAUUAAGAUUUUCUCCAAAAAUUUCCAGGUUGCUUUUCUUUUUAUCCUUUUUGUAUGAUCAUUUCUUUUUAUAAACUUUAAAGCAGAUGAAAUUCUUAGUAUCUUGCUUUGCUUGGGCCUCUCAAUGCUCUUUCUUAAGUUCUGCAUUUAGUUUAAUCCAGUUUUGGUCCUAGCAUUGCUAAAGUGCAUUUGA